Molecule: messenger RNA, 884 nt
Organism: Linderina pennispora
Lineage: Eukaryota; Fungi; Kickxellomycota; Kickxellomycetes; Kickxellales; Kickxellaceae
Exons: 2
Coding region: 79-834 (251 amino acids)
Cellular component (GO): mitochondrial small ribosomal subunit
Molecular function (GO): structural constituent of ribosome
Source: RefSeq, a predicted model, not a curated record
GCUGCUUGUCUUUUUGGCUCAGUCAGCACUCUCAUUAGCUCAAAUCCACCUCGCUCAAUUCUAAAAUCCGCUAUAAAAAUGUACAAGAAACCCUCGACCGCGCGGCAAAUUCAGCACGUUUACGAGAAGCUCUUGGACGCUAAGCUGCGCGAUAAGGCACCCGCCUGGCUGAAGGCAAUGCAGAAUACGCCAGCAUCGGCGAGCCUGGUGCGCGAUCCGUCGUAUUUUUCGACCAAGGGUCAGCUGCCAUUUGAGAAGACCAAGGCGGCGGCGGCUGGAUCGGAGGCGAUCGGACAGGUGUCGCGGGCGCUGCCAGUUGGCUGUGUGGCGAUCAACCACCGGAAGCGCAAUCUGAAGACGCGCAGCCCGAAGCCGCCCAAGAUCGAGUUCCCGGAGGACUCGCUGCGUCGCGAGUUUUACAAGCGGCAUCCGUUUGAGCUGCUGCGCCCGCGCAUCGUCAUGGAGCCAAAUGGCAGAACGGAGACCAACUGGAGCCGGCUGAGCAGCGGCUCGAGCCAGGUCACUGGCGAGCAGGUUAUCCGGUACCAGCACUACCUGAUGGAGGCCGAGGGCCUGAGCAAGCAGGAGGCGUACUCCAAGGCCACAGACGAGUUCUACAAGGUGCGGGCGCGCGAGGAGAUGGAGGCCAAGAUUGCGGCGCAGGAGGCCAAGGCGUACGGAGCGCGUCCACUGGACAAGCCGUACAGCACGCACCAGCUGGCCAUGGAGGACCGCGAGAUCCGCAAGAGCACGCAGAUUAUCCAGCAGCGCCAAGAGGAGCAGCGCAUGCGCAGCGUGACGACAGAGAAGAUGUUUGCGGGCGAGUCGGCCUGAAAAGGCUCCCCUUUCUUAAACAAUAAACGUACACCAAUGUGUAUUGGCGG